AUGCAAAGAUUAUAUGCUAAAUCAGUUGCAAAUGUUAAUACAAUUAAUAUAUCUAUUAUUGGUAUGAAUGGUUCUGGAAAGUCAGCUGUGGUCGUCAAAUAUCUAACCCGUCGUUUCAUUGUGGAAUAUGCACCUUAUCUGAGUGACAGUUACACGAAAGCUGAUUCAGUCGACGGCCAUGAAUUAACAGUGAACAUUCAGGAUACAUCUGAUAGUGAUGAAAUUGAUCUUGAUGAUAUAAUUAAAUGGUCACAGGCAAUUAUUAUAUUAUUUUCUAUGACAAGUCGUCGAAGUUUUUAUCGUGCUCAAGAGCUUGUUGAAGCAAUUCAUUCACAAUCUGAAUCAGUUGACAGAAAUCCAAAAUUAUCAGGAACACAACAAUCCAAAUCAAAUAAUUCACAACAAAUAAAUACAUCAUCAUCAACAUCAUUAAGUUCUUCAUCAGUUUCAUCAGUAAAUCCUAAUUCAAACAGUACACAACAUAGUUUAACACAAUCUGGUUCGUUAAGACGUUCAGCUUUAUAUACUAUAAAUACUGUCAAACCACCUAGUAUAAUACUUGUUGCAAAUAAAUCAGAUUUGGAAAGAUUUCGUUUGGUUCAAAAAGCAGAAGCUGAAGAGUUUGCAAAAUCUCACGGAAUUCCAUAUUACGAGAUAACUGUUACUGAAACUUAUAAAGAAGUUCAAACUAUUUUCCAUGCAGCAGCUCGUCUUUGUCUUCAAUCGAAAGGUUUGAAACCACGUCAAAUGAAUGGACAGACUACAUCUAGUAGUAGAGGUAUUCUUCCUGGUGGAAAUCCUCCUAGUGUAUUAACAAGUUUAGCAGUGUCACCAAGUCUGUUACUACAGAAAAAAUCAACAUCUGUAUCACCUAAUCUCGAAGUAACAACAAGUACAGAAUCUGAAUUGAAUACAACAACAACAACUGGUGGGCCUGCUUCAAUUCUUUCCAAUCUUAAAUUAAGAGCAGCCAGUCCUAAUUUAGUAACAAGUGGGAUAAAAACACCAACAUCUAUUAGGUUCAUUGGAUCACAAUCUAUUCUGAAUUCAAAACUACCCCCAACAGCACCCAACCAACCAGUAACUCAACUUUCUUCAUCUCAACAACAACAACAACAGCAGCAGCAGCAACAGCAACAACAAACUAAUUCAAAACCGGUAACAACCCAACCUACAUCAAUGAUACAAACACCAAAUACAUUAACUCGUAAACAUCCAAGUGUAAGUAGUAGUCAACCAUCAACGGAACAACGAACAACAUCGUUUAUUACACCAGCUAAUAUUAAUCAAACAUCAUCAGCAUCACAAAUACAAUUAAAUAAAAAACCACCUCCUAUAACAGUUCCUCAACCAAAAAAAUCCGGUUUAGGUUUUAAAUUUUUCUCUAAAAAAAAGUAGUUUAUUUUAAACAAUUUUCUUUUUUUUUCCAAUAUUUUAUUAAUUAUUUGUUUUAAACUAUAAGAAUAAUCCUCACAUGAAUGAAUCUCAUGUUUAAUGCAUAUUUUUUUAAAAAUCAGUACUUAUGCUCAUUUAUAAUUUCGGUGUAAUUUCUGGCUAGUAACAAAGCCAUACAUACACAUAUACAUACAUACAUAC
Messenger RNA from Schistosoma spindalis, 1596 nucleotides. The record is from the annotation of a GenBank genome assembly. Lineage: Eukaryota; Metazoa; Platyhelminthes; Trematoda; Strigeidida; Schistosomatidae.